ACAUUAAAAAAAACCUAUUGUAAUCGCCAGAAUCGUUAUGGUGUUGAUGAAAUCGUGCAAUCGCUUAAAUCGAAUAAUUUGCAUCUUGAAAUCGUUAGUUGCGUUUUGAACGGUGAAGAAAUCAGAAUCAAGUGCGCUCUUGAGAGUGAAGUCUGAAGUGUAAUAGUGUUCCUCCAGACAUUUUCAUUCACUUAAGUGGCUUCAUUUCAACUUUCGAACAACUCGAAACUGAUAAAGUAGAGCUGAUUUCUUCAAACGCUCGCAUUGUAUAUCGACUUUCUGUGUUGAGGUUUCAUACCACAGAAGAAAUAAAAGCGUUGCACACUGCAAUUUGCAAUGAUAUAAACUGAUAAUUACAGUACUUAAAUUCAGUGAAUCGACAAAAAGAUUAAUUGCAAUAUUCAUUAUCGUAACGAAUAAAAAUGGGAAAUUUUGAUGAACAAGCGGCCAAAGGUUUAAAUGGAAAAAAUAACUCAAAAACGUUAUCAAACGUUGAAAAUGCUGCACCACCAAAAUUACCAUAUCCCAAACGUGUAUUUUUCAUCAUCGGCAAUGAAUUUUGUGAACGAUUCAAUUUCUAUGGAAUGAAAACAAUUUUGGCGCUUUACAUCAAAAACAAAUUGGGUUAUUCUGAAAAUGAUGCCACUGUAUUGUAUCAUAUAUUUACGAUGAUGGUGUAUUUUAUGUGCAUUUUUGGGGGCAUCUUGUCUGACGUCUGGCUGGGAAAGUUUAACACUAUUUUGUAUUUAUCAAUUGUUUACUCGAUCGGAAGUGUUAUUGUGUCAGUUGGAUCGAUUCCAGUCAUCGAUUUUUCACCCGAAAUUGCACUGUACAUUGGGUUGAUUUUGAUUGCACUUGGCAGUGGUGGGAUUAAACCAUGCGUCUCAUCCUUCGGAGGUGAUCAAUUCAAAAUGCCGGAGCAAGCAGCCCAAAUUGCCACAUUCUUCUCAUUGUUUUACUUUACAAUCAACGCCGGUUCACUUAUAAGUACAACACUCACACCAAUUUUACGAGCAGAUGCACAUUGUUUCGGUGACAAUGAUUGUUUCCCACUUGCCUUCGGAGUGCCGGCUAUUUUGAUGAUUACAUCUUUGGUAUUUUUCAUUAUCGGAAAGUCAUCGUAUACAUACGUCAAAACUGCCGAAGAAAACAUGAUCAUUCGCAUGUUUAAAUGCAUUGCGAAUGCGAUCUCCACCAAGUAUCGGGAAAGAAGUACCAAUCCCCGUGAAAAUCUCCUCGACUAUUCAAUAGACAAAUAUGGAGCUCAGUUGGUUAGCGAGACGAGAGUUAUGCUGAAAAUUCUUCUGCUCUAUUUGCCCUUGCCAUUCUUCUGGUCUCUAUUCGAUCAACAAGGCUCUCGAUGGACAUU
Molecule: messenger RNA, 1369 nt
Organism: Sitodiplosis mosellana (orange wheat blossom midge)
Lineage: Eukaryota; Metazoa; Arthropoda; Insecta; Diptera; Cecidomyiidae
Product: peptide transporter family 1-like
Biological process (GO): transmembrane transport; oligopeptide transport
Cellular component (GO): membrane
Molecular function (GO): dipeptide transmembrane transporter activity
Source: RefSeq, a predicted model, not a curated record